UCCCUCUGCCUGCAAACAUCCUACGACAUCCAUCGAUGAACCGCGAAAUGAGAGCCCUCGUACUGCUGAGCCUGCUGGGGGCCGUUCUGAGCAAUGAGUACACCUGGGACGUUCCCGGACAAGAAACAGUCAACAUCAACACAGACAAUGUGUGUCUGACCGACCAGACCUCGUGCGGUUGCUGCCUGAUGCAGAAACAGAUGCUGAGGAUGGAACAGUUCUUCAACAUGAGUCUGAACGAGCUGCAGGCGAGCCUGGACAAGGCCAAGGCUGUGCUGAACAAUGUCCGCGCCAGCCGCAGCGCCUUCUCCGUGGCCCUGACUGACACGCGGCGUUGUGAGGGCCCCUACCGCGAGCCCAAGACCAUCGUCUACCAGCACGUCUUCAUCAACCUGGGCAACGGCUACAACAACCUCACGGGCGUCUUCACCGUGCCGCGCUCCGGCGUCUACAGCCUGGCGCUGACUGUGUACAGCGAUGCCGGCGCUCCCAGCUCUACGCUGGCCGCUUGCGCCGGGCUGGUGCUGAACGGGCGCCAGCUGGCGGCCCUGAGCGAGACGAACAUGCAGGACCAGGAGGACAGCACCAGUGCGGUGCUGGCCGUGCAGCUACAAGCCGGGGACAAGGUGUGGGUCACGCUGCCCACCGGCUGCUUCCUGUGCGACGACCAGACCCACUACAACACCUUCACCGGCUUCCUGCUCUACUCCACGGACUGAGUCUGGGGCCUCCGUCCUGGAACGGGACUUCGUACAGCACUCCUCGGAUGAGACUCC
Messenger RNA from Esox lucius (northern pike), 776 nucleotides. RefSeq names its product cerebellin 20 (gene cbln20). Bases 36 to 719 code for a protein of 227 amino acids. Gene Ontology annotation, molecular function: protein binding. The transcript is spliced from 4 exons. Lineage: Eukaryota; Metazoa; Chordata; Actinopteri; Esociformes; Esocidae. The record is from RefSeq and is a predicted model, not a curated record.